UGAGGGAGCGGCGGGCGGGGCGGCGCCUGGCCCGGCAGGGCCGCGCCGGCUGAGGGGCGUCCAUGGCGCGCGGGCCUCGGCGGGGCGCGGCCGCGGCCUGAGGGCGGCCAUGUCCGGGGUGGUGCGGACCCUCAGCCGCUGCCUGCUGCCGGCCGAGGCCGGAGCCCGCGAGCGCAGGGCCGGCGCGGCACGCGACGCGGAACGCGAGGCCCGACGGCGCAGCCGCGACAUCGACGCGCUGCUGGCCCGCGAGCGGCGCGCGGUCAGGCGGCUGGUCAAGAUCCUACUGCUGGGCGCCGGCGAGAGUGGCAAGUCCACCUUCCUCAAGCAGAUGCGCAUCAUCCACGGCCGUGAGUUCGACCAGAAGGCGCUGCUGGAGUUCCGAGACACCAUCUUCGACAACAUCCUCAAGGGCUCAAGGGUGCUUGUGGAUGCACGUGACAAGCUUGGCAUUCCCUGGCAGCACUCUGAGAAUGAGAAGCACGGAAUGUUUUUGAUGGCCUUUGAGAACAAGGCAGGGCUACCUGUGGAGCCUGCCACCUUCCAGCUCUACGUGCCAGCCCUCAGUGCACUCUGGAGAGACUCCGGGAUCAGGGAAGCCUUCAGCCGCAGGAGCGAGUUCCAGCUGGGUGAGUCAGUGAAGUACUUCCUGGAUAACUUAGACCGGAUUGGCCAGCUGAACUACUUCCCCAGUAAGCAAGACAUCCUGCUUGCCAGAAAGGCCACCAAGGGAAUCGUGGAACAUGACUUCGUUAUAAAGAAAAUCCCAUUUAAGAUGGUGGAUGUGGGCGGCCAGAGGUCACAGCGCCAGAAGUGGUUCCAGUGCUUCGACGGGAUCACGUCAAUCCUGUUCAUGGUGUCCUCAAGCGAGUAUGACCAGGUCCUUAUGGAGGACAGGCGCACCAACCGGCUGGUGGAGUCCAUGAAUAUCUUUGAGACCAUCGUCAACAAUAAGCUCUUCUUCAAUGUCUCCAUCAUCCUCUUCCUCAACAAGAUGGACCUCCUAGUGGAGAAGGUGAAGUCGGUGAGCAUUAAGAAGCACUUCCCGGAUUUCAAGGGUGACCCGCACCGGCUGGAGGAUGUGCAGCGCUACCUGGUGCAGUGCUUUGACAGAAAGCGCCGGAACCGCAGCAAGCCCCUGUUCCACCACUUCACCACGGCCAUCGACACCGAGAACAUCCGCUUUGUGUUUCAUGCUGUGAAGGACACAAUCCUGCAGGAGAACCUGAAAGAUAUCAUGCUGCAGUGACACAGCCCCUCUGCCGUCCUCUCGUGGCCUCCGUGGCCCAUGGUCACACGUCUCUGGUGUGUCGUCACCCGCAGAGACCUGCAGUGGGCAUCUCGAACCCACACCAUCUAAUACCUGGCUCAAGAGACUGCCAGCCACACCAGCGAGCUCCAGGCAAGAGGUCAUAGGAGUGUCAGUGAUAGCUACUGAAUCCGGGGACUGUGAAACUACUGAGUCCACGCCAUUAUUCUGGUGUUGAUCUGUAAACCUGGUAACACAGCUUUCUCCCUCCUUACAGAAACUGUUCCUUGCUGACACAACUUAACCAAGGUUCAGGUACACACAUGCUCUCAUUGACAGAAACACAAACCUAGCUGGCCUUGCAGGUGGCUCUUCCCUCUGACAUGCAGCUCUCAGUAAAACACACUAAUUCAAAAGCUUAGCCUCACGGUAGGCUGUAGAAGGGCAUGCGAUGCUGCUAAGCUCAGUGUCCAAGCUCAGGCCACAGCACCACCUCCCAAAGUGAACACGCUGCCUUUAAAAUUGUGCCAACACCCUCAGAGUCCCCACUCCAGCCACCGAGCCAAGCCAGAUGUCCCCACUCCCUGCUGUAGAGAACAAGGUGGGAGCUGUGAAGCUGCCUUAAUGCCCCAAAAGCCACUCACUUUGUCUGCAUGCCCAGCAGGACAGCAUGGAGAGGCCGUGGCUAGCCUGUGUACACAUAGUGGUGCUCUCUACUCUUUCCCCCAUCCUUCCACAGCCAGUGGCAAAGACACAUAUCUAAGUGGCCUUGUAGUGGCCCCUAUGCCUUACUUGACAGUUGGUGGCAUGUAGUGUCCUCUGUCCUGGGCUCUGAAAGCAGGCCAAAGAGAUGCUCUGCAACCCUAGAGCAUUUUCAUGUCUUGGCCACUUGGUGGGCCCCAGCCACUAGCCCUUCAGGAGAAGCCUGGGCUCUGCAUACCACCCCUCACCAUUGCCUUCACACAGUGCAUUCUGCUCUCAGAGUUGCUGGCAAGCCACCUUCUGUCACUGUGCACACAAAGCCAAGAGGCACCCUCCACACUCUGGUCCAUAAGGUCACAGAAGGCUGGGGACAUCAGCACAACCUGCUACAUCUCAGCCUGGCCUGUCCAGCUUCCUGGCAGGUCACACUGUUUUACAAUCUAUUGCAUUCCAGACAUGCCCCUCUGUACACUAACUAUUCUCUGGGGGGCUGGGAAGGGGCUUAUAACCUACUAGCAUUUGAAACAAAAGAUGAUGUCUAGCCCCAGAGGGUUCUUUGGCUCACUAACACAUCCAAGAGCCCUGUCUGCAGCCACACUGCUCCUGACAUUUGGUCCCUGUUGCAUCGCGGUCUUGGCUCAUUUCAUCCACCAGACAUAUAGGAUUCUUGGAGCAGAUGCUAAGCCAGGAGAAGGGGGGCUACUUCUGAAACCCCACUAUUGCAGUGUUCGCUCAGAUUAGGAAAUAGCAGUCAAUUUCUUGCUCACUUGCUCUCGCUCUCUGCUAAAGAGUUUAUAUAUCAGUGUUUGCUGAGCUUCUGGCUCUUUGCUUUGGGAAGAAAAACAGCCAUUUUGCCUGCUUCACCAAGUCUUCAUGGGCAGAGGGGAUGUGGCCAGCAGCCAUGCCAGGUUCCUCAGGGGUCUUAGGUCUGCACACAGUAAGCAUCCUUGCCAGGUGUCCCAUGUAUCUCAGUCAAUGCCAAGACCCCAAGUAGACACAGGCUGUUUCCCCAGCCACUGUUGGAGGCCGCUGUGACUGAGGUGAGUGGUGGGGUUGUCAGGGAAGAGUGCUGUCCCUCUGACAGCCUGACAUAUGUACCAGUCACUUUCAAAGCUGGAAGCAUGUGAGUAGCAAGAUAUGAACUUCCAACUAGCUGGGCAGGUGGAUGGCCAGAGGCCCAGUGGCUUGGACCAACCCAGCCUCUGGCCCAUUGCCCUGGUAAGCUGAGCCUGGCUGUAUUCUCUGUUAGGAUGCCCCCACUCUGUGAUCCGUGAAGUGGUGCAAUCGGAAAAGGAGAUAGUGUUUGCAGGGCAAGGCUGAAGUUAUUUACAAGUCUCUACACACAGAUUGUAGUCAAGUUUGUCUCCCAGACCUUAGGCUUUUGGGGUUUUUUUUGUUUUGUUUUGUUUUGUUUUGUUUUUUUUUUUAUUUUAAUGUCACUGUUGCCCUUGACUAUUGUCCUUUUUAUUGCAGUGUUGGAGAAGCAGAAGGUAUUAGUGCCUCCUCUAUCACUGCAAAAAAAUAAAUAAAUAAAUGUAACAAUAAACUUCCUUAAAACUCAA
Phodopus roborovskii (desert hamster) is the source of this 3513-nucleotide messenger RNA. It is a transcript of the gene Gna12, whose product is annotated as G protein subunit alpha 12. Lineage: Eukaryota; Metazoa; Chordata; Mammalia; Rodentia; Cricetidae. Bases 110 to 1249 code for a protein of 379 amino acids. The transcript has 4 exons. Gene Ontology annotation, biological process: Rho protein signal transduction; adenylate cyclase-modulating G protein-coupled receptor signaling pathway. The record is from RefSeq and is a predicted model, not a curated record. Gene Ontology annotation, cellular component: heterotrimeric G-protein complex; brush border membrane. Gene Ontology annotation, molecular function: G-protein beta/gamma-subunit complex binding; GTPase activity; D5 dopamine receptor binding.